Nelumbo nucifera (sacred lotus) is the source of this 2524-nucleotide messenger RNA. RefSeq lists its product as uncharacterized. Gene Ontology annotation, molecular function: ubiquitin protein ligase activity. Lineage: Eukaryota; Viridiplantae; Streptophyta; Magnoliopsida; Proteales; Nelumbonaceae. The record is from RefSeq and is a predicted model, not a curated record.
GAUAAGUCAUUCCUCGAUUUUAUUUGAAUUGUGUUGUAUGGCAGAACUCUGUGAUUUUCUAGUUAGUGAAUUUGAUAAGAAUCAGGAGAUGGGUUGUUAUUGUUGUUGUUGUUAGUUUUUGUUAUUGUUUAUUUGGAUUUGCUUUUGGGUUUCAUUGCUUUUUGUUUCCUUUUUGGGUUUCUUGAGAAACUUGAAAGCCGGGGUGGUUUGCUUUGGAGGGAUUGGGCUUUUUUGGCGCCAUGGAUUGCGGAGGAACAGCUUUAUAUUUAGAAUAAGAGGAAAAGAUUUGUCCGAGUUGGGAAGGAAUAUCUCGGAUGGAAAGAGAGAAAAAAGGAUGAAGUUCUCUUUCAAAUAAAAGGAGUCGACUUUUUGGAUGAAAUUAGCUAUAUGGGUCUCGUUUUUUCUCUACUGGGUUCGUAAUCUUCUGCGUUGUGAAGAUGGAAGGUUUGAUUCUCUUUGGUGGGUGAUUGAAGAAAAGGGUCUUAUCCGGUAUUUCCGUGAAGUUAACAAGUUGCAUUUCAAAUGGAUGAAUACACUGGAAAAAAACCUGUUAGUGGGCCUGGUAUUUCGAGAAGAGGGUCUGGCAUCACUUUUAGAGAUGCAUCAAACCAUGAAAGUCGAAAUGUUCAGUACUGCAAUCGACUAGGGUGCAGCAGCAGACUUGAAUCCAUAAAAGGCAGCCAAAUUGGCAGUUCUGAUAUGCCUAAAUAUUCAAGGCACUCACUCCGUUCUGCAAGUGGCAAGACAUUAGUGGGAAGCUCCUCUAAGACAUUCUCUACUGUUGUUAGUGGCCCUAGAAAGUCUCACCAGGAACCCAAGAAACUUUCUUCUCAUAAAGAAACAGUUCUUGAUGAAACUACUAGUGAGCUGGUAGAAGUGAAAGCAUCUGAAUCCAUCCCUUCAACUUCAGAGGAUCAAACUGGGCUUCUUGAACCUGAGGGUGCAGAAUCUGGAGUUCCCACUGGCAUUUCUACAGAUGUACCAGAGGAAGGGAGAAACUGUAGUAUAGCAUCAAAUCCAAUAUUUCAAAAGCAAACUCAUCAACAAUCUGGUUCAAGCAAUCUGGAUUCUUCUUUGGGUCCCUCUGUUCAGCGUGCUGUUAAUUCUAGAAAUACAAGCAAAUUUGCAAAACCUGUUUCCCAUGGUCAUUGUUCUAACCAAAGUAGAUAUGGACUCAGAAACCUAGGAUGCACAUCUGUAACUGCUAUCCUCCCAUCAGGUUCUUCUUCAGACCUGAACCGAAGUAGGCCUGGUUCAGUAAAAAAGAGAAACACUGAUGGGGAGAGUUCUGCUGAUAGAGGUAAGAAUGUGAGGGGGUCAUCAACUGGAGUAAAUACAAGCUUUCAGAAGAAUUCCUUGUCCAGUCCUAGCCUCUCUCUUUCUGAACGUCCUUCUCAACAAGCUUCAAGGAGGAGUAGAAAUUUGCACCUGAGCAGGGAUAGUGUUGCAUCAGUUAGAGCCCGAAGGACAACCAGUGGUGAGAAUAGGCCAAGGCUCUCUGAACAUGGCAGUAGAAAUAGAUUAUCCCUGCCUGAUCAUUCCAUUGUGAUAUCACAGUCACCACAAAUUGAAAUGCCAAUCAGUGGGAUCACUCAUUCACCACAACAAUCCCAAGCAGAACUUCCUUCCAUUUGCCAGAGUACUAAUGGGCGAUCAGGUAUCAGCAGUGAGAACAUACACGGUAGACAGAUUUCUCAUCCAGAUGAUGGUAAUGCCCGGGCUUUCCGUGGUUUUUCUUUGGAUCAGGAUGGUUUGAGAUGGUUCAACAUGGAUGGAAUUGCGGAGGUAUUGCUGGCACUCGAGAGGAUUGAACAAGAUGAGGAGCUAACAUAUGAGCAAUUGUUGAUCCUGGAGACAAAUUUAUACCUGGGUGGCCUUGGCUUCCAUGAUCAGCAUAGAGAUAUGAGACUGGAUAUAGAUAACAUGUCAUAUGAGGAGUUGUUAGCUCUAGAAGAGAAGAUGGGAACAGUCAGUACAGCUCUUACAGAAGAAGAAUUGUCAAAAUGCCUUAAGAGAAGCUUCUAUGAGCCUGCAGUUCCAGGUGCAGGGAGUAUGGGCAUUGCAGAUGAUGAUAUUAAAUGUAGUAUUUGUCAGGAAGAAUAUGUUAUGAGAGAUGAGGUGGGGAAGCUAGGUUGUGAACAUUGGUAUCACGUGGUAUGCAUCCACCAGUGGUUGCGACAGAAAAAUUGGUGCCCUAUCUGCAAGGCUCCGGCAGCACCCUCCUAAUUCCCUUGCAAUAAUUGAUCCUGUGGCCAACAUCCCCUUUUGUACAAAUCUUGUGCACAGCCUUCGUUUCUCUUUCUAUUCUACUUGUUCUUCAAUUUGUACAUAUUAUAAUUCUCUUUCAUCAUCACCAAAUAAACCACAGCUUUGAGAACCUUGUAUGCCAUUUGGUCCUGGCUCAAAAGUGGGAAAACCAUCCAGAUAUCAAAUUCAGUAAGAAUGUUCCUGAAAAGUUUGCAUUUCCUUACAACUUUUCACUGUUGAUAAAUUAUGAUCAUUGAUUUUAAAAAUCUUGCUGCAA